CCCACAAGUAAAACCGAUGCAAGCCGGUUUUGGCUUUUUUUUAGGGCAUUUCUUGGAUUCUUCUCUUGAGAGAGAAGAAGAGAACCUGCUCUUUCAACUUCCCCUUUUUCACUCCUCUGCAACUCUCCCCAGGCUACGGGAAACCUGAGAUUUCCGGCGCGCAUUCUCCGUGUCGAGCCGUGGAUUCCAGCUCCUAAAGAGGAAACGGCCGGAAAUCUUCUGUUUGGGUUGUGGAGCUGCUGAUGUAGAGAAGUGGAGAAUGGAAGGAAAGGAGAGACAAUCGGUUCUCUUCGUUUUCAUUUUCUCUGUAGUUAGAUCUGAUCUUUAGGGUCUGAUUUGAUGAUUUUGGGUGUUGGAUUUUAGAGAGGGCUGAAAGAGAGAGGGAAAAUGGAGGAGAGAUUGAGGAGAAAUCAAGGGUUAGGGCUUUGGUGGAGUGGUUUGCUUGUGGUGGUAGUGCUUCUUGCAGCGAUUGGAUCGGCGAUCGGGGCCGAGGAGCAGCAGCGUUUCCGGAACGCGUAUGCGGCGAUGAUGUACAUGGGGACGCCGCGGGACUACGAGUUCUACGUGGCGCUGCGGGUCAUGCUCAGAUCGCUGACGAAGCUGAAGGUGGAAGCCGAUCUCGUGGUGAUUGCCUCCCUCGAUGUUCCAGUUCGGUGGAUUCAAGCUCUGAGAGAGGAAGAUGGCGCGAAGGUGGUGAUGGUGAAGAACAUGGAGAACCCAUACAUGAAGCAGGAUAACUUCAACAAUAGGUUCAAGCUGACAUUGAAUAAGUUGUAUGCAUGGAGCCUGGUGGACUAUGAUCGUGUGGUCAUGCUAGAUUCCGACAAUCUCUUCCUGCUGAACACUGACGAGCUCUUCCAGUGCGGCCAGUUCUGCGCUGUCUUCAUCAAUCCAUGCAUCUUCCAUACUGGCCUCUUUGUCUUGCAGCCGUCCAAGGAGGUCUUCAACAACAUGCUUCAUGAGUUGGAGAAUGGCCUGAGCAACCCGGACGGUGCAGAUCAGGGUUUUCUUGGGGGUUACUUCUCGGACAUGCUUGACCAGCCAAUGUUCCAUGCACCUAGUAAUGGGACGAAGCUUGAUGGCUACUUCCGCCUUCCUUUAGGCUACCAGAUGGAUGCUUCCUAUUAUUAUCUGAAGUUGCGGUGGAGCAUACCCUGCGGACCUAACAGCGUGAUCACUUUCCCAAGUGCGCCAUGGUUGAAACCUUGGUACUGGUGGUCAUGGCCUGUCUUACCUUUGGGCCUCUCAUGGCACGAGAAACGCCGGAAAACCCUCGGGUACAGCGCAGAGGUCCCUGUCGUAUUGAUCCAAUCGGCUAUGUACCUGGUAGUCAUGGUGGUGACCCGUUUGGCACGGCCCAACCUAUCCAAAUUGUGUUACCGCCGUCCGGACAAGAGCCUCACCUACUUGCAAGCUGUGCUCAAGAUGGCAGCCAUGUGGUCCAUCUUAGCUGCCUAUACGAUUCCCUUCUUCCUCAUUCCCCGGACAAUACACCCGAUCUUGGGCUGGUCACUUUACUUGCUUGGCUCAUCAGCGCUCUCAUCGAUCAUUGUCAACACCUUCCUACUGCCAGCUCUACCGGUCCUCAUGCCAUGGCUCGGGAUCUUGGGCGUGCUUGCCGUCAUGGCAUGCCCUUGGUAUUCAGAUGGGCUUGUUCGGGCCUUGGCGGUAUUCGCCUACGCCUUCUGUUGUGCCCCGCUCGCAUGGGGAUCGAUGCAGAAGGUGAUGGCAUGCUUGCACGUCUCACUCGAGAGGGAUGCCUUCUUUCCAAGAUUGGGUGAUUCUCCACAACUGCCUGAAUUCAGCAAGCUAUAUUGAAAGGUGAACAGGUCCAAACCUGAUCCAAUGCUGCUGCAAGAGAAGAUACAAGAUUCGACAACUAAUCCCAUCUCACCACUCAAAUUUUUAAGUAUGAUGGUAGGAGUUCUUGUAUCAGUAGUGUCUGAUUGUUAUCGUAUUUGAUUGCAUAUAUAACGAUGGUGAAGAGGGGUAUCAUCAUCCUUCACUGAUGAGAAGAUUAUUGUGCAUUGGCAUUGGAUUUAUUUGUAAUUCAAGUUUCAUUUCCAAAUCCACGACUGUUUUUCCUAUGAA
Magnolia sinica is the source of this 2091-nucleotide messenger RNA. Its product is annotated as putative glucuronosyltransferase PGSIP8. The record is from RefSeq and is a predicted model, not a curated record. Bases 388 to 1818 code for a protein of 476 amino acids. The transcript has 5 exons. Gene Ontology annotation, molecular function: glycosyltransferase activity. NCBI's taxonomy places the organism in Eukaryota, Viridiplantae, Streptophyta, Magnoliopsida, Magnoliales, Magnoliaceae.